Molecule: messenger RNA, 8005 nt
Organism: Pygocentrus nattereri (red-bellied piranha)
Lineage: Eukaryota; Metazoa; Chordata; Actinopteri; Characiformes; Serrasalmidae
Product: liprin-alpha-3-like
Exons: 30
Coding region: 652-4056 (1134 amino acids)
Biological process (GO): synapse organization
Cellular component (GO): presynaptic active zone
Molecular function (GO): protein binding
Source: RefSeq, a predicted model, not a curated record
GCAGUGAGUGUGUGAAUGCGAGCGUCUGAUCACAGCCUCGCCGCCGUCCGCCGCUCACUCGCACGGGCGCGGAUAAAGGCUCGCGCUCGGGGGGAAUAAUCAUGUUUUCGUCACUGCGGCCUUUUGGUUCUGAUUCAUGUCUUUUGAUCUCGCCGCGGCUGACGCUGUCUCCGCUCGCGCGCCACGCUCCCAGCAGUGACCAGUCCUGGCUCUCCGUCCUCUAACUUCAAGCACUCCUGUUUCGGCCAGUCACAGACUCUACUCAGCAAUACGGGCACACACAGACUUGUGGAAUAGUCUUUCUCAGCCAUGUUCAACACAUGGCUAGUAGUAGAAAUGACGAGCAGUUUUUAAAAACAUGGCCUGGAUGUGCUAUAAUCUAGCGCAGCCCAUCCGUUGCCAUGGUUACAUGUGUAUUCAUUUAUUCUAUCAUUAGAGACAAUUAGAGCUUUGCAACAUAAUGCCUGCUUGUUUCGUCAUAAGCACUGGAACCUAAACAACCAACAGAAACUCAAAAUAAGUGACCCUUAUUUUUUUUGGUGCACUUUUUAAUUCAGCGUACUUGCUUAGAACCUACAAGCCAAGGGGACUUCAGGUAGUCUUGAAGACAUCAGAGCCAGGGAACCAGGGAGAUUCCUACACUCUGUCAAGAUGAUGUGCGAAGUGAUGCCCACCAUCUCCGAGGAUGGUCGUGGAGGGGGUGUGGCCGCGAGUGGGACAGGGGGCGGGGCUGAGGGUGGUGGACUAGAGUGCGUAAUGGUCAGCAUGCUAGCAGAGAGAGAGCGUCUGCUGGACAGCCUGAGGGACACGCAGGAAACACUGAGCACUGCCCAGCUCCGCCUGCGAGAACUCAGCCACGAGAAAGAUUCACUGCAGAGACAACUCUCCAUCGCCCUGCCUCAGGAGUUUGCUGUCCUGACUAAAGAGUUGAACACGUGUCGUGAGCAGCUGCUGGAGAGAGAGGAGGAGAUCGCAGAGCUCAAAGCUGAGCGGAAUAACACUCGCCUCCUGCUGGAGCACCUGGAGUGUUUGGUGUCCCGUCAUGAGCGUUCUCUAAGGAUGACGGUGGUGAAGAGACAGGCUCAGGCCCAGAGCGGAGUGUCCAGCGAGGUGGAGGUGCUGAAGGCCCUUAAAUCACUCUUUGAACACCACAAAGCCCUGGACGAGAAGGUGCGGGAGCGACUGCGUGUGGCCUUGGAGAGAGUGGCAGUUUUGGAGGACCAGCUAGCAGCAUCUGCUCAGGAGCGCCUGUCUAACGGCGCCGCCCUGCAGGACGAUGGAGAGAGAGAGCGACAGAGAGCCGAACUCGCUCAGCUGAAGGAGAGACUCGCCAUCAUGUGCCGCCAGGUGGGGGAGAUUGAGGAGCAGUUGGCCACUGCCAGGAGGGAACUAAUCAAAUCGGAAGAAGCAAAUCAGAAACUCCAGAGGGAAGUGAAAGAGGCUCUGUGUCAGAAGGAGGACAUGGAGGAGAGGAUCACUACACUGGAGCGCAGGUACCUGAACGCUCAGCGAGAGGCCACAUCUCUACACGACGUUAAAGACAAACUGGAAAACGAGCUCGCCAGCAAAGAGUCCUUAUACAGACAGAGUGAGGAGAAGAACAGGCAGCUGCAGGAGCGUCUGGACGAAGCCAAGCAGAAGCUACAACAGAGAGCCGAAACACUGCCAGAGAUAGAGGCUCAACUAGCUCAGAGAGUGGCUGCUCUCAAUAAGGCAGAGGAACGUCAUGGGAACUUUGAGGAAAGGCUGAGGCAGCUGGAGGCCCAGCUUGAGGAGAAGAACCAGGAGCUUCAGAGGGCGAGACAGCGGGAGAAGAUGAAUGACGAACAUAACAAACGUCUGUCGGACACAGUGGACCGGCUGCUGUGUGAGUCUAAUGAAAGACUACAGCUUCACCUGAAGGAAAGAAUGUCUGCUCUAGAGGAGAAGAACGCUCUGUCCGAAGAACUAGCCAACAUGAGGAAGAUCCAGGAUGAUCUCCUGACUAACAAGGAUCAGCUGAUUGCAGAGCUGGAGCGGAUGCAGCUGGAGCUGGAUCAGCUGAAAGGCAGACCAAGCUCCUCUCAGUCGAGGGCCGGCAGUGCCUCCUCUCUCCCGUCCACUUUGUUCCGUCGUUCUCUGCAUGGAAGUGCAACUGAGCUCCCGUUUCUGCCAGCAGGGGGCUCCCUCCCCACACGCCGGACACGUGGGCGCAAGUACGGAGGGUGGGAUGAAGGCUGCUCUGAUGAUGAUGAGGAUCGAGAGGCCAUAUUUGGUUCGGAGCUCAUAUCACCAGGAGGACAGACGGACGUACAGACUCUCGCCAUCAUGCUUCAGGAACAACUGGAGGCCAUCAACAAGGAGAUUAAGCUGAUCCAGGAGGAGAGGGAAAGUGCUGAUAUGAGGGCAGAGGAGUUAGAGAGCAGGGUAAACAGUGUGGUUCUGGACGAGGCCAUGCUCCCUCCAUCCUCUCUGGGUGGAGGUAGAGAGGGAAGUGGGCGGGGCUUCAUCCCACCAUCUCUCACUUCCUCCACAUUGGCUUCCCCCUCACCCCCCAGCUCCGGCCAUACCACCCCCCACCUGCCCCCGUCCUCACCUGCCCGCGAACCCGAUACACAGAAUGGGAAAGAGGAUGAUAAAGCGCUUGCCCUCAUAGACUCCGCCCCCGCAUCUGUCCCUCGAGCUUUGCGAUUGGACAGAAUGACCCACACACAUCCCGGGGCGGGGCUGGAUGACCCGCGGGAUUUCCGCAGUCUCUCUGUUGACUCGGCCGUGUGCAGCAGUACCGAUUCCCUGCACAAGUCCAGUAAGAGGAAAAGCAUCAAAUCCUCGAUCGGCCGCCUGUUUGGGAAAAAAGAGAAGGGCCGAGGGGGCGGGGCUGCGCGAGACUCCGCCUCUCUAGCAUCAACACCUUCUGAUGACCUCAGCGCUGACCCACUCAGCCUCAAACUGGGGACACUGGAGAAGGAGCGCCGCAGCAAGAAGAAGCAUGACCUGCUGGAGGAGGCGUGUCGUCAAGGGCUUCCUUUUGCAUCAUGGGACGGUCCCACAGUGGUCACAUGGCUGGAGCUGUGGGUGGGCAUGCCGGCGUGGUACGUGGCUGCGUGUCGCACUAAUGUGAAGAGCGGCGCGGUGAUGGCGAACUUGUCAGACACGGAGAUCCAGAGAGAGAUCGGUAUCAGUAACCCGCUCCACCGCCUAAAGCUCCGGCUCGCCAUCCAGGAGAUGGUCUCCCUCACCAGCCCCUCAGCUCCCGCCAGCACACGCUCGUCCACCAGUAAUAUUUGGAUGACCCAUGAGGAGAUGGAGUCUCUGGCUGCAGCCACAAAACCAGAGCAGAAGGAGAUCAGCUGGGAUCAGAUCCUGGCCUAUGGGGAUAUGAAUCAUGAGUGGUUGGGUAACGAAUGGUUGCCGAGCCUCGGCCUGCCUCAGUAUCGCAGUUACUUCAUGGAGUCUCUAGUGGACGCACGUAUGCUGGACCAUCUCACAAAGAAGGAGUUGAGGGGGCAGCUGAAGAUGGUGGACAGUUUCCACAGGGUGAGUUUGCAUUACGGCAUUAUGUGUCUGAAGCGUUUAAACUAUGACAGAAAAGAGCUGGAGAGACGGAGGGAGGAGAGCCAGAAUGAAAAUCAAGACGUGAUGGUGUGGUCUAACGAGCGAGUGAUGCUGUGGGUUCAGUCGAUCGGUUUGAAGGAGUAUGCCGAUAAUCUGAGGGAAAGUGGAGUCCACGGUGCUUUGUUAGCGCUCGACGACACCUUCGACUUCACCGAUUUAGCACUUUUACUCCAAAUCCCCAAUCAGAACACACAGGCCCGGCAGCAGCUGGAGAAGGAGUUCAGUACUCUUAUCUCUAUGGCAACUGAGAGACGACUGGAUGAGGAGGGUGGCAAGACGUUUACGCGCUCGCCUUCGUGGAGGAGAAUGUUCCGGGAGGCUUCAGAUUCCUCAGAAACCCUCCCAGCCAACAUCAGAGCGUCCGCCAUGGCCACUCCCCCUCUUACCCUCCGCAAAGUACAGAGUGAAGUGAGCCCGACAUGCCGAGGAGAGGCUGGGUCAGUGAGGACGUACUCCUGCUGAUCUAAAUCACCCACAAUGCAGUUCUCCCUUUAAAACCUGAAAGUGGGGAGUAGACGGUGUGGAGCUCAACGAACAAGCAAAAUCAUAGGUUAAUUAAUCUGUUUCGCCACAAAGUCUUUUUGUUCUCUCCAUACUGCACCUAAGCCAAGUCUCAUUUACAGCCAUUCAAAGACCUGAAAACACGUCUGGAUCUGGUGGGUUUAGACUUGACCAGAGUGGAUCUGCCUUGAAGUACCAUAAACCAGGUACCAUCAAUCCUCAGUAGGACUACAGAGUUCAUUGUCCGUCUCUCAAAUCUUGCCUUGAACACAAACGGAGACUAAAAAGAAAUGCUGGGUUGAACAAAGGUUGCACACUUAGUGGAGAAGACAGGAUUCAAAAGUACCUUGUCAAGCCGCGUGAUUUGUACUCGGUGAUAUCUCCGGAUAUUUGAUGCGCUUCAAGAGCAUGAUGGACUAAUAUUUGAACCUCCCCAGUGCUCUCUAUCUCCUGAAGGGUGGUUUGCUAACCCCAGUCCUAACCUCAGGGCUUAGGGCUGCACCAAGACUGACGCUGACUGCAAACAUCUGGAACUGCAGAGUCAAAGCCAUACUCAUGACGAGCUGAAUGGAUUAAAGAGGAAAGGAAGAAGAAGGGACGAGAGCAAAGGAGACAUAAAUAGGAGGCCUGUGGACAAGUGUUGUGUUACAAUAACCUUGUACAAACUGAAGCAGAAGUGUACCGUGUGUGUGUGUGUGUAUGUAUUUGUGUGUUUGCAUUUGUGUAUGCAGAACUGCCUGUGAAAUGGUACGUCAUGCCAUAAUCCUGGAUCGGGGCUGAACUCAAAGGCUCCUGCUGAGUCACAGCCCUUGCCUGUUGGUAGGUACAUGAAUGUAAUAGUAAUUUUGUACGUGAGUGCUAAGAAGCCUGUUACCUGUUGGUUUUCCCCAAUUGUUUACACACUAAAACUGGAACUUGGGCACAAUUACUUGAAACUCAUGUACCUGACCAAAACGGCAACUCUAGCACAGUCGAGCUUAAUACCGUCUGCAAAUGUGUCAUUUGUAGGUUUGUUAGGUUUGCAGUCAGGUCUUUAAGGCAGGUCCUAUAUGAGCACACAAAGCAGUGGAAGUAGAGUUGGCUGCAGGAGAGGAAGGUAGAUGAAAUUGUGGUGAAUUUACUGGAAAACACACCUGAGUAGCAGCAGAGAUUUGGUUUUGAAUCUAUGGCCAAGGACCACCGAGAGUAAACAGAUGCUUCAGAAAGGGAAAGACAGAAGACUGGAUGGUCUACUGUGCUCUUCUGUGUGCUGGACCAUGUUGGAGAUUCUGUGUCUGGUUUCACAGCUAUGAGCCAAUAUGAACCCCUCAACCAGUUCUGGAACCCUUUGAGGACUUAAAGCCUUCCAAAACCUUUUGAGGACAAGAGCGAAUGUUUUUGGAACCUUUUGAGGAGCUAAACUCUUCUGGAACCUUUUGAGGAGCUAAUGCUGCAUUCAGGUACACAUCAGGAGGUACCAGAUAGGUAACUAGUAAACCUGACUAAAUUCUGUUCACGUGUUUGUUCAUAGAUACGACCACCGCACGCACAAAGGAAGUAUGGAGGUCCGGAGAAUUCUUUCUUUUCCAUGUUAAAAAGCAUACAGAUCACAUUGAAGUGCUUCAGGAGAACGUUUUUCACAUUCACUGCACGUUUAGUGGUUUCCUAGCAGUGUAUCAUCUAGAACCUCAAGUUUACCCAAUAUAAAGAUGAAUUUGUUGGUCAUUCAUGCGCAUUUCCCAGUUUCCAACACCACUCAAGUGCAGCCAGGAUCUUUUAAAGAGCUAAAGUCUUCUGGAACCUUUUUAGUAGUAAAAGCCUUACAGAGCCCUCUGAGGAGCUACAACAGUGGUGGGCAACUUAGUGCUGGAUUCCUACACAUGUUGGUGACUUCCUUGCUCAAGCAACCCAACUAAGCCUGGUAAUUAACUGAGUUGAAUCCAGUCACCAUGUUGCGCAGGAAUCGCUCCAGCGCCAGAGUUCCUCACCUCUAAACCGAAAGGUUCCAGAACCUUCCUGAAUGAAACCUGCAUAGUUUCUGCCUUUACUUGCACUGCAGUGACUGUGACCAUUAUGUAAAAUAACUGCAUGGCCGUUACAUCAUUUCAGCAUGUACCACAAAACGGAGGAGGUUUUGGGCUUCUGAAUUCACGAAUAACAUAAAAUGUGAUUAUUGCGUUUGGUAGAUUCUUUCAUCCUGCAUCAACAGCUCAAAGCAUUCAUCAGCAUGGAUGAAGCUUGUAUGACUUACUCUGCCCACUUUUCCGUCAAACCCUGGUUGUCCUUUCUCAUUCGCUCUGGUGGCAUCCAUACCAACAAUUUGGUUGUGUGGGUUUUUGGAGAAGGUGGAGAAAAGGGCUCUGUGCUGCUUUUCUCCGACCUGUCAGUGAUGUUUGGUACGGCACCCUCCACUCCAGCGGUUUCUUGUCCACAGAAGUACAGAAGAGAGAGUAAACAUGAUCCAGGAAUGGAAAGUACGGGCUUCAUCAGUGGAAAGGUUUCUGAGUUCCUGAAAAGGUUCCUCUGGAGAAUCCACGGCUAAAUGUUCUUAAGUUCUCAAUAGUCGUCCUGAUAUUCCUCCUGUAUAAUGAGAAUCUGGUUAUUGCAAAAUUUCCCAGGAUUGAAUAGCAAAAAAUGACCGGUGACAAAUGGCAAAAAAAAUUCUGUAGACACAGGGGAGGCCAUGAUUCCCCCAUGAGAAGUGCUCUUUAUUAAACACCAGUGUAGGAAAGCGCAUAACACACUGCCCCUACACACGAGCAAGCCGUACAUAAUAACAUACAUAUAACAUAUGCAAACUUCAGACACAGCGAGACGUCGCUUUUUUAGGAGGGUGCGCACCUACCAUGAGCCUCCAUGCAUGGCCAUUCGCGUGGCCAUGCCUCCUGAGCCUCUCGGUGCCGGCGCCAGCCAGUAGCAGGUCCCCACAAACCAUUAACAGAUGAUCGGAUGAUGGAAGAGGCAGAUGAAAGACCUUUUUACAGUUUCUUCAAAAGAUCAUAUUUGCAUAUGUACAGUAAAUGUGCUGUAUUUUUGCAUGUUUACAGUAUCGUUUGCUUACAGUAAGCCUUUUAAAUUCAAGUGAAAUAAACACUUUUUGCAUUUGUGUUCUUUAGGCUACACACUGGAACAGGGUUCUACUGGAGUGCUUCACCAUCAUGUGACAGUGUGAAGUUGUUGUUAUUAACAGGAUCCACAGCUGAUUGUAUUCAUGUCUUGGAGGCAUAAGUUACGAGUUUGGAGAACAUGAGAUGUAGUUUCAGUGCGAACAUGAGAUGCACAUGUGUGAACAAUUGGGGAGAACUUACUGAGGUUACUUUCAUUUUCAUUAUUAGGACGGACAUUUGAUGUAGCGUGUGCAUAUUUUGAAAUUCACUACUCGAAUAAUAGUCUUCUCUGAUAUGUAUAGGUGAAAAAAUGGCAUUUAGUAGCUGUGAUGAAAAAGAUGGCAGUAAACUCCUGUAAGUUUUUUUUUUUUAUUUAUUUGAUUUGAUUUAUUUCUUUUUUUGGUGUUUCUAUUGUACAUUCAAGUUUUGUGUGUGUAGGUUUGCGUGUGACAAAAGGACGAUGAAUUAGAUAUACCACAUUCUCAAAACGUUUAAUACGGUGUCCCAACCCGAAUAUCUUUUUCAGCUGAACGCCUGGAACCCUUAAAGAUGUAAGGAAUUUCAGUUAGUACAAACCCUGGUACAAUACUGUAUAUUUUGUAAUAAUGCAAAGGAAAUACUUAUCGUGCUUAAUAUCUGUAGUAUUGUGAGUCAGCAUAAACAAAGUAGCCUAUAUCAAGCUUGUCUUUGAAAUGUCAUUGUAAAAAAUAGAAAAAGAACAAAAACAAACAUCCUGUCUGUAUCUUGAAACUCUCACAAAUUCACACUCUGAUAAACAAGUAAAGGCGUGAGAACACGAGGCGAGAUGAGAUGAACUGAGCUGA